This is a messenger RNA of Scaptodrosophila lebanonensis, 3479 nucleotides long. Its product is annotated as mucin-6. The record is from RefSeq and is a predicted model, not a curated record. The transcript has 5 exons. Gene Ontology annotation, molecular function: protein binding. Gene Ontology annotation, cellular component: membrane. Lineage: Eukaryota; Metazoa; Arthropoda; Insecta; Diptera; Drosophilidae.
GUGCAUUUAAAAUAAUUGUGAACAAUAUGUAUAUUUUGGCCGUGCUCGCGUUUAUUGCCAAUACCCAAGAUACCAACGCGGUUAGCUCCAGCCUCAUACCUGGCGGCCAUUGUCGCGACUUCAAUGGCAAGCUUUACGAGACGGGCAUGCACUAUAUGCCCGGUCCGGAUUCAUGUCGGCUCUGUAUCUGUGACAGUGGGCUGCCCAAGGCCUGCAAAAUGGUUCUCUGUGAGGCGUUCAGCAAGUGUAAAUCAUUUCAAACAGUGGGCAGCGGCAACAACUGCUGCGAGGUUAUCUGCCUGGACGAUCAGUUCAGCGAUGGUAGCACCGAUUUCGGAAUUUGACUGGUGGCCAGUGGCAUUACGGCCACUUUGUCGCUCUCCCUAUUGUUCUUUCUGGUUAAUCGAUUGCGUCAGCGGAAGAUACGCGCCCGAGAAAAUCGCCAAAAUGCCGAGGAUCAGCGUAGUAUAGUGGGGAGCAUAGGUUACAUUGCCGGAAACAUGGGUUACAUGGAGGGAAAUCUUAGUGGCAUGGAUUACUCAUACGGUGGAGGAGCGACCCAUUAUCCGCUGUGGAAGCCGCCCAAUGGCUAUUUUCCGCGCGGUGAAGCGCCUCCUCCCUACGAGGAGGCAGUGGCCGAAGCUCUAAAUGCCCAAUGCACCGUCAGCUUGCCUGCCACCAGUACGCAGCGCGCUGUGGCAAGCGUCAGUCAACAGCAACAACAACAACAUCUGCAGCAUCACACGUUGCAGCUGCACACACAACCACAGCAACACCACCAGCAGCAACACUUGGCGGCCAGUCCAGCGGUAACUCAACAUCAGCUGAUGCAUGCCGCUGCUGCUGCAGCCUCUGGAGCCAUACCGCUAGGCUCCCAACCACAGACUAACCAGUAUACGCAGAGCACCACAAAUCUCAUCAACAUUAACAUAAAUAGUGGCGGGGUCACCACCAUAGCCACUGGUGAGAACCACCAGCCGCCCUAUAGUUUGCAAAAUGACCAGCAACAUAAUCUUGAGGCCCCUCCCGGUGCGAACGGUUCGAUAUGUGUGCAAACGCUAGGACUAACGGCUGCUGCUGCUGCCUCUCUACAAGCACCAAAGCCAACGGCAUUGAAUAGCUCGGCCGGCCCAGCAGCCACAACGACUGAAUGCAGUUAUAAGAACUGUCAUCUGAACAUAAGCGCCAGUGUAACCACGGCGGGCGUAGCGGGAAGCGCAGGCGCCUCCACUUUAGGCUUUGCCACCACACGACGCACACCAAGAGGCUCCCAGGAGCUUCUUCACCAGCCGCAGCAACAGACACAACAAUAUUUGACAGUAGCUGAUGUAGAGAUUAAUGCUAGCGCCAGCGUCUCUGCCAGCACUAGUACUGGGAACUAUCAGACUCCAAUUCCGAAUGGCAAUGAGCUUUCAGCCGCGGCCACGCCCACACAUAUGCCACAUGCCAUGAACUCUACUCCCGGUGAUAUGAUGCCCGCUCUGGAAUUGCCCACCAAUUCGAGCAACAACCACAGCAGCAGCACUGCCCUCACUGCCGAUUCUGUCACCCAAACAGGACAUCAUACACUGCCCUUACAUGCUGCUGGCAAGAGCCAGCAACUCAGUACAGGCAGCAGUGCCACAAUUUCAUCGCCUGCAGGCAGCAAGACACCGUCGUCCUCCCGUCGCUAUCACCGCACCAUACCACGCUAUUUUGCAGUGGCCGAUCCUCUUCAGGUGCAAACCGUGGCCACCACCACUUCCAGCUCCAGCAUGAAACCCAAGUCCAGCACAUCGGACGCAGUUGCCAAAGUAGCGAAGAAGCCGAUGUGCCAAUGUCCCAUUCAACAUGUGCCCAUGUCCUACAUGGGUAGCAAUGCGAAUGCAGCGGCUUUCUUUAGCGGAGCCGGAAAACUCUUCGCUAGCAGCUCCAGUGCUUGUGCCCUGAAUUCCACAAACUCGCGACAUGCCAGUGCCAACACGAACUCCGCCACUUUGGCCUACGGUAUACGUGCCAAAUCUUCGACAAGCCUGCAGCAGCAUUCCCACAACAGCGGGGCAGGCGGCAACAGUAGCAAUGGCGUUGCAGCCGCUGUGGUGGCUGCCUAUUGCACCCAUGAGCCCAAAAUUGCUACCAUUUCCAAGCAGGUUGGCGAUCCGACUCCAGCUCAUCAUGGCGGCGUAAACGUGUCCUCAAUAAUACCGCCGCCAUCCUUACAACAACACGACGAAGUCACCGGCUCGCCCAUGCCCAUUGUCCUGGGACGGGUGCAGAAGCGUUCUUCCGGCCAGUCUGGGUCCGAGCGUGCGCGCAGCACCAGUGGCGGCAGUGGACGCAACUCCUCCAGUAGCGCCGGUGCCGAUGUGCUCUCCAGCGCCUAUUUGAAUCGAAAGGUUGAUGCCUACUUGAGUCUAACGCAGAAACAGCAGCAACAUUUUUAUAACCAACAGAAUCACCAUCAACACGAUCAAAGCAAUCCAUCUCUUCCACCGAAACUCUAUAAAAGUCUAACGAAUUUAAAAGCCUCAGUGCCAGUCGUAAUUUCAACAACGCCAACAACAACAGCGAGCAGCAACAAUAACACUGCCACUAGUAAUCACUCAACAUCCAAUAAUGCCGUGCAGACCAUUUACACGCUCAGUAAACACUCAAUUGGAGCUUCGCGGAAGGAUACUCACGAGUAUUCGAGAAAUGCCACGCCAAGCUUAACACUGCCCCCCGCCAGUCCGACAACGACAUCAACAAACAAUUCCAAUGGCAGCGGGGACAAAUCAUCGCUAGGCGGUGGAAAGAUCAACACGAGCACUUUCUACCCGCUGGCCAAUCAUGUAACAUACACACUGCCCAAGCACAUAAGUGGCAAAGUGUCUCUGAACAGCACCAUCAAUAGUGUGGUGAGCAAGGUCCCCUCGGUGAUCAGCAUACCACAGACCACAGCUCCGGAGAAGGAGAACAACAAUGCUACCGAUGGUGUGCAUUCGUCGUCAUCGUCGCGAGGCACCACUUUGCCAAAAAUACUGCGUGUUAAACGAGAUGCGGAACGCAGCAGCGGCGCGACUGACAAAUCAUUGGCCAUAGCGCAUUGCCAAAUGCCCAAUUAUCCUUUGGCAGAGUCAAAAAGUAGCAACAAGGCUGCAGCAACGCCCACAAAGCAGCUACCUGUUUGCACAACAUCCAAGAACUGUUUAAAUCCCAAAGAGCACUUUCUGCCCAAUGACACCAGUCUGGACGAUGACUACCUCAGCGAGUGUGAGAAUUGCAAGAUCGCACAGAGUGCCAAAUAUUACCUGGACGCGCCAGCCCCUCAAGAGACGAUGACGCUGCAACGCAAAUCUAUGGAAGAGUCCCAUGAUUCGUAUUACCGGAGCUCGCACACUUUGCCCAGCAACGCCAAAAAGCAUGGGGUCACUAAAAACAACAAUCGGGAGGCGUGGCAGUUCUCAACGAUACCCGCUGCCAGUUCGUCAGAUGAGGAUAUUAACGAAUGAGACUUAAGC